Messenger RNA from Amoebophrya sp. A120, 434 nucleotides. Lineage: Eukaryota; Dinophyceae; Syndiniales; Amoebophryaceae. The record is from the annotation of a GenBank genome assembly.
AUAUAUAACUAUGUGAUAUGAUUUUUAUUGAGUUCGUUUUUGUAAAAAUCUUUUUAAAUGAUAGUGUGCGCACUUGCUUCGAAUUGUAUCAGCUGACAGGCGGAUCAUGUGGAGCAUUUAGCAUAACCAAAAUUAUAAUCGGCGAGGCGGGUCCGAUCGAACUCCGGCGUGCACUGGAUUUAGCUUUUUUUUGGCUUUUUCUUCUACUCCUUCAGAUGCAUUCAGAGAAGAACAAAGAACGUAUCUGGAGAUGCAGAAGGAGAUGGUCGAAGAACGCUAUCGCGCGUGGACAUCGAUAUUGUUAUAUCGAUCAUUUUUUAAUAUGUCUUUCCGAUUCAAAAGAAUCUGGUGACGACAAAUAUUAUUUGUGCGCAAAGAUUAUAAGAAGAAAAAAGAUGUUGAAGAAGGAUGUCGUACUAGUGGCGACCGGCUAG